Messenger RNA from Arabis nemorensis, 3093 nucleotides. NCBI's taxonomy places the organism in Eukaryota, Viridiplantae, Streptophyta, Magnoliopsida, Brassicales, Brassicaceae. The record is from the annotation of a GenBank genome assembly.
AUGAAACCAUCUCCGAUUUCAAAGGUUAAAUGCCGAGGUAACUUUUUUAGAUUGCCUGAUUCUGUGAAUAUAAACAAGGUUUUUGAGGGAUGCACUAGUAAAAACUGGUUUCUGUAUGCCGAUUUGGCAAGAGUUGAGAAGGGUGGUGAGUUCAUGGCUAUAAUGGCUGCUGACCAAACAGAGAUUGCAAGUGAUUCAGCCGUACUUGUAGAUGAGCAUAACAAGGGUCUAACUCUCGGAGAAAGUUUGGAAACCAAAGUUGUUGAGAAUAAAACAAAGAAGAGGAAGAUGGAAAGUUUGGAUGAUAAAAAAAGCCGAAAGAAAUCCAAAAUUAAUCUCGAUCAAUCUGCUGUUGCUACGACUUCUUCAGGAGAUGUUGUGGAUGAGAGUCAUGAGUUAGGUGGGAAAGUACAGCUUGAAGAUGAUAUUCUUGCAGGUGCAUUACUCAAAGACAUUGAAAACGGCGAGAAAAAUGGCAUUAGUAUGGGAGAGAAUCAGCAAUCUUCUGAUGCAGACAUGCUAUGCCAAGAGAAAUCUAUCACAAAUAAUUCGGAGCUUGUAGAAGGGUAUACCAGGGAUGAGGCGAAGUAUGUGCAAGCUAGUCAAACUCUUAAAGAAGUUCCAAGCGAAAAGAUUGAUGAUCUUACGGGAGCUACUUUUGAAAAUACUGGAAAUGUGGAUCGUGUUGAUGCUACUUUUGAAUCUCUUGCAGUCUCGGAAAGAGGAAAUAUUGGCAAUCCUCUUGCACAAGCAAUACAGAAAGAAAAUGAGAUGGGUGAGAAGAUUGAUGAUGACGUGGGAAUCGGAAGAGCUAUAUCAAGUGCUGCAGAUUAUAUCCAAACCGAUAAUAUUGUAAGCUACCCGGAAAAUCAGUUGGGGGUUAGUAGUGGUUUGACAACCGGUACAGUUACAGAGAAGAAGAAAAGGCCAAAGAAGUCCUCAAAGGAUCACGUCAACCAGUCUACUACUACUACAAUUUCAAGAGAAAUUGUUAAUGAGAGGGAAAAGGUAUCUGGAAGCAUAGAUCAUGUUGAUGCUACUUCUGAAGUUUUUCCUGACUUGAGAGGAGAAAACCCUGUCACUCUCGUAGAAACAAUACAAAAUGAAAAUGAGAUGGGUUACAAAUUUGUUGAUAAAGUGGGAAGUAUAGGGACCACACCUAACGGUGCAGAUGAAAUACAAGCUGAGGAAAAUGUACAAGUUGCUGAUUUGGCGACCACCCUGCCUGCCUUAGUUCAGGAAUCUAAAACUUUAGACCACAUUGGGAAAUUCUCGGAUGAUAAAAGAACCCCUGAACAUGAUGUUGCUAAGGGAAAUGGUGAAAUAGAUGCUGAUGAGGCUAAAUCUGUGAAGUCUACGAAGAAGAAAAAGUCGAGAGAAACCAAAACCGCUAACGGUGCAGUUGAAAUACAAGCUGAGGAUAAUGUACAAGUUGCUGAUUUGGCGACCACCCUGCCUGCCUUGGUCCAGGAAUCCAAAACUGUGGACCACAUUGGGAAAUUUACAGAUGAUAAAAGAACCGCUGAACAUGAUGUUGCCAAGGAAAAUGGUCAAAUAGAUGCUGAUGAGGCUAAAUCUGUGAAGUCUACAAAGAAGAAAAAGUCGAGAAAAACARAAACCCCUAACGGUGCAGAUGAAAUACAAGCUGAGGAUAAUGUACAAGUUACUGAUUUGACGACCACCCUGCCUGCUGUAUUCCAGGAAUCUAAAACUUUAGAUCACAUUGGGAAAUUUACGAAUGAUAAAAGAACCGCUGAACAUGAUGUUGCGAAGGACAAUGGUGAAAUAGAUGCUGAUGAGGCUAAAUCUUCUACAAAGAAGAAAAAGUCGAGAAAAACAAAAACCCCUAACGGUGCAGAUGAAAUACAAGCUGAGGAUAACGUACAAGUUGCUGAUUUGGCGACCACCCUGCCUACCUUGGUCCAGGAAUCCAAAACUGUGGACCACAUUGGGAAAUUUGCGGAUGAUAAAAGAACCGCUGAACAUGAAGUUGCUAAGGACAAUGGUGAAAUAGUUGCGGAUGAGGCUAAAUCUGUGAAGUCUACGAAGAAGAGAAAGUCAAGAAAAGCCCAAACCUCAGCUAUGGAAGAUACUCUGGUUGAUUCUGGUCUACAGAAUGUUGAACCUUUCAAAGUUGUUGACGGAGAAGGGCCUGAUAAUGUCAUCAGAAAUGUAUUAGAUUCUUUGCAUCAAAGGAACGAAGCUCAGGGGAGUUUGGACAAAACUGAGAAAAAAGCAAGCAAGAGAUCAAAGAAGAGACUCUCUUCGAACAUUGUGGAGUCCCAAGUAUUGCCAGUUGAGGUAAACAAUGCUCAAGAGGCAGCUCCUCCCUUCAACAACCCAGAAAACACUGAUGCAACAUGGAUGCCAGUUAAGAAAGAUACCGAGAGCAAUGGUCCGCGUUUAAAAAAGCAUAUUGAGGUCGCAGAUAAUAAUGAGGAGUAUAACCUCUCCCAGCAAACUCAAAAAGAGAAGGCUAAUAUGGCAGACAAUUUUGGUUCUCGCCAAAAGGAGGAUACUGUUGUUGGUAAAAAGAAGCAAGAUAAAGUGACCGGUGGAGCUAAAUCUAAAAAGGAGAAGAAAAGCCUUGAUUUACAUCCUGGUGGUUCCAUUGAUGGUUCAUUGAGCUCAAAGAAACCGAAAGAGAGAAGCAGUAAAGUUCAACCAGCUAGUUCAGGUACUAGCCAUUUGAAGUCAAAGCUUAAGAAUGACCGAAGCGGAUCAAAGGUUGAUGAUUCCAUUACAUCCGUGAAAAAAAACGCUAAUCCACUCACAGUGAAUAAGAAUAAGUUGAAUUUCUUCAAGGAUGCUGAGGAGUGGAAUUCUUUAGAGGAUGAAUUUAAGAGGACUUCUCCACAUGUCUCCACUAAAACACCACCGGAUAGUUCAUCGGACGAUGAUAGUGAUGUGACUUCUACGUCUAGGAAGCAAGGAAACAAUGUGCCUGGUGCAACAAAUGAGUUUACGGGGAGCCUGCAAGAUAUCCUGAGAAGCUCAAGAAGUUACAAGAAGGCGAAAGAGACAGCUUCUCAAUAUAUGUCCGAUGACGAAAGCCCUGCGAUAGAUAUCGUCCCAGAUAGCCAAGCCAACUAA